AUGCCGCCGCGGCGCAGCAUCGUGGAGGUGAAGGUGCUGGACGUGCAGAAGCGGCGGGUGCCCAACAAGCAUUAUGUCUAUAUCAUCCGGGUUACAUGGUCCAGCGGCUCCACGGAGGCCAUUUACCGGCGCUACAGCAAGUUCUUUGACCUCCAGAUGCAGAUGUUGGACAAAUUUCCCAUGGAAGGAGGACAGAAGGAUCCCAAACAGCGGAUCAUUCCCUUUCUGCCAGGCAAAAUUCUCUUCCGACGGAGCCACAUCCGGGACGUGGCUGUCAAACGCCUCAUACCGAUCGAUGAGUACUGUAAGGCCCUGAUCCAGCUGCCCCCCUAUAUCUCUCAGUGUGAUGAGGUGCUGCAGUUCUUUGAGACAAGACCCGAGGACCUGAAUCCCCCGAAAGAGGAGCAUGUUGGGAAAAAGAAAUCUGGGGGUGACCUGACCUCGGUGGACCCCAUGGUCCUGGAGCAGUAUGUGGUGGUGGCAGACUACCAGAAGCAGGAGAGCUCGGAGAUCAGCCUCAGCGUGGGGCAGGUGGUGGACAUCAUCGAGAAGAACGAGUCAGGUUGGUGGUUCGUCAGCACUGCCGAAGAGCAAGGCUGGGUCCCCGCAACCUGCCUGGAAGGGCAGGACGGUAUGCAGGAUGAGUUUUCCCUACAGCCCGAAGAAGAGGAGAAGUACACAGUCAUCUACCCGUAUACAGCUCGCGACCAGGAUGAAAUGAAUCUAGAGAGAGGGGCCGUGGUGGAGGUCAUCCAGAAAAACCUGGAAGGCUGGUGGAAGAUCAGGUACCAGGGCCGAGAGGGCUGGGCCCCAGCCUCCUACCUGAAGAAGAACAGUGGGGAGCCCUUACCCCCGAAGCUGGGCCCUGGCUCCUCAGCCCACACCGGUGUCCCCGACCUGGACGGAGUUUCCCGGCAGCAGAGCUCGGUGGGCCGGGAUAGGGAGCUGCUCAACAACCAGAGGGACGGCCGAUUUGAAGGCCGCCCGGUGCCUGACGGCGACAUCAAGCAGAGAUCACCCAAGAUGAGGCAGAGACCACCUCCUCGCCGGGAUAUGACCAUACCUCGUGGUCUCAACCUGCCCAAGCCUCCCAUUCCACCCCAGGUGGAGGAAGAGUAUUACACCAUUGCUGAAUUCCAGACAACCAUCCCUGAUGGCAUCAGCUUCCAGGCAGGUCUGAAGGUCGAGGUGAUCGAGAAGAACUUGAGCGGCUGGUGGUACAUUCAGAUUGAAGAUAAGGAAGGAUGGGCCCCAGCAACCUUCAUUGACAAGUAUAAGAAGACCAGCAAUGCCUCAAGACCCAACUUUCUGGCUCCAUUGCCCAACGAGGUGACCCAGCUCCAUCCGGGGGAUGCAGCAGCCAUGGAGAACAACACGGGCAGCGAGGCCAUCGGCCCCUCCCGGCCCCUGCCCGAUGCACCACACGGCGUUAUGGACUCCGGGAUGCCGUGGUCCAAAGAGUGGAAGGGUGGCAAGGAGGCCCUGAGGAAGGCCUCUUCCGACAUGUCCUCAUGUGCCGGCUACGAAGAGAUCUCAAGCCCCGACCUGGAGGAGAAGCCCAGCCUCCCUCCCCGUAAAGAAUCCAUCAUCAAGUCAGAAGGGGAGCUGCAGGAGAGGGAGCGGCAGAGGAUGGAGCAGCUCAGGGGCUCCUCACCCAAACCUCCGGGCAUGAUUUUGCCAAUGAUUCCAGCUAAACACACCCCCCCAGCCCGGGACAGCAGGAGACCAGAGCCCAAACCUGACAAAAGCAAGUUGUUCCAGCUGAAAAAUGAGAUGGGGCUGGAGUGUGGCCACAAGGUAUUGGCCAAGGAGGUGAAGAAACCCAACCUCCGACCCAUCUCCAAAUCCAAAGCUGACCCAUCAGAGGAGAAGACAGAAGUUAUUCCCCAAAAUCCCUUCUUGAAGUCCAAACCUCAGGUUAGGCCCAAACCGGCUCCUUCCCCCAGGACAGAGCCACCUCAGGGUGAAGAUCAAGUGGACAUCUGCAACCUCAGGAGCAAGCUGAGGCCUGCCAAGUCCCAAGAGAAGCCCUUACUGGAUGGAGAGAGCAGCCACCAGGCUGCCGGGGGCCAAGAUGUGGCCUUCAGCCGGAGUUUCCUCCCAGGUGAUGGGCCUGGCCACACCCACGACAGGACGGGCAAACAGGAUGGGCUCAGCCCAAAGGAGAUGUCCUGCAGAGCCCCUCCAAGGCCAGCCAAGACCACAGAUCCUGUGCCUAAGAGUGUGCCCGCCCCUCUCCAGGAGGCUCCCCCGCAGAGACCUGUGGUCCUGCCCCGGAGACCACCCCCCCCCAAGAAAACCUCCUCAUCCUCCAGGCCCCUCCCAGAGGUCAGAGGGCCACAGCGGGAAGCCAGUGAAGGCAAGGCAGCUCCUGCCCCAGGCCGGGCCCUGCUGGUCCCUCCUAAGGCCAAACCUUUUCUUUCCAACUCCUCAGGCGGCCAAGAUGACACACGAGGCAAAGGUGGUCUGGGACCACGGAUGGUGGGCAAGAUUGGAGAAAACAGGGAGAAAGUAGCUGCAAGCCCCAUCCCCAACGCUGAUGGCCCGAAGGAUUCUUUAUACGUGGCGGUGGCCAACUUUGAAGGAGACGGAGAUACCAGCAGCUUCCAGGAGGGGACGGUGUUCGAGGUCCGGGAAAAGAACAGCAGUGGCUGGUGGUUCUGCCAGGUCCUGAGCGGGGCCCCUUCCUGGGAAGGGUGGAUUCCUUCCAACUAUCUCAAAAAGAAGCCGUAGCCGCCUCCUUCCCUGCCUGGCGGUCCCGCGAAUCCCUGCUGGCUUUACCCACGUAUUUAAUAUGCCUCUUAAUUUAUCAUCCUUCACGCAGCUUCAAAGGAAGGAAGACUCUGGGGUACUGUGGUUUCUUCCCUCCCUUGGGUGGAGAGGAGUCCCUCCCACCACAGCAUGCCCUGGAGGCUCAGAGGCCCCACCCCCUGCUUCCUCUCCAAGCCAGCAUCCCUACCUUUCAGGCUGGUGGCAUUGUAGGCCACCUAGCCGCGAGACACUUACUCUCCAAGGCCUCCAAGACCAGAACCAUUCUCUGGAAACUGCAGAAACAGCCUCGCUGGUACCCCACCCAGUCUGUGACGGCUGGCUCCAACUUCUCCGUGUUUCUAAAAGUCCAGGGACUUUAUUUACUCCGUGUCCAAAAUGCUUGGUACCAGAAAGAACUCCAUGCCCUGGCAGUUGGCUCCAUUGCCAGUCCCAGAGAGCUGUCCUCCUCGAGGCUCUGGGACCAUGAGCCUCUCAGGUUCAACCAGAUGCAGCUGCCGCAGGAGUGGGCCUGAAGGUCCACUGAGCCAUUCUGCCUCCCAUCUUCUGUCUUGGGACCCUGACAGAUCCUAAAGGGGUGCUUCCAGCCCCAGCAUGCUUCACUUUCCUCACGCAGGGCUUUUUAAAAUAGGAAUCUCCACCCCACCUUGGGCCAUUUCACUUUUGUCUCCGUCGAACAAGAAUCUCCCAGGUUUGUUUGAAAGGAGCCAUUCACAAUCCACGCGCCUUGUGAGCACCCUUUUGCUGAGUAGCUGACAGGUGCCAGACUUUCCUGGGCACUUGACACUCUUGUUUUAACCCUCACAUCAAUCCUCUCUUGGGAUAUUGCACCUGUUUGAUGGACAGAGAACCUCGGACUCUGUGCCCAAGGGCACACUAGCUAGGAAGAAGGGGAAAGAGGACUUGAGCUGGCCUGACUUCCAUGCCUGUGCCCUCCCCCCAGUAGGAGGCUAACCAGGCAGGGAAAGGAAGAGGCUGACUGCCAGGAGCAGGUGGCCAAGUGGCUUGCUUGCGGUGUGGGUGAAGGGGCAUUAGUGGCUGCUGCCAUAGCCACCAUCCCUCCAACCCACUGCAGCCUACACUGAGGGGUGCCCCGCACCCUCCACAGCUCCUC
Callorhinus ursinus (northern fur seal) is the source of this 3883-nucleotide messenger RNA. It is a transcript of the gene SH3PXD2B, whose product is annotated as SH3 and PX domains 2B. The record is from RefSeq and is a predicted model, not a curated record. Gene Ontology annotation, molecular function: protein binding; phosphatidylinositol binding; superoxide-generating NADPH oxidase activator activity. Gene Ontology annotation, biological process: superoxide anion generation. Gene Ontology annotation, cellular component: cytoplasm. Lineage: Eukaryota; Metazoa; Chordata; Mammalia; Carnivora; Otariidae.